AUGUUGAAAAAACUUACUUUCAAACCUCCAACUCGCUCUUUCAUAGCCUGUUGUAUAGAGUUUCGAGAAAGACAGGAGUUCUGUAGAACAAACAUUAUACCACUACUAUUAAAAAAAUCCUCAAUUUCUAAAAAAAUAGUAGUAAGUACCUCCAAUUCAGGAAUAGGAAAAACUCCAUAUUCAAAGAAGGAACUUAAAAAUCUAAUUCGGGAAAUUACCCAUAUAAUUAGAACCUCCCCUCGUAAAAGAAGACCAAGUAUAAAAGAGUGGAUAAGUGAGGUUAAGAACCUCAUAAAAGCUAGGGAAGAUGCAGCCACUGAAAGACUUAAUGAUCUUGAGAACAAGCUUCUAGAUGCUAAGGUGGAUUAUUCCAAUUCCAUUAUUAUGAAUGAGUCAAUGUUAGAUCAGGUAGUGAAUAAGAUGAAUUCUCUAAUACAAAGGCUUGACGGAUUAAAUUUCCGUGAAGAUUCUAUAUUGGAUAACACUAAUUCCUUGGAUUUAAAGAAGAUUGAGAUUCUUUCUCAGGUGAGUGAGUAUCUCAGGGAAUUACUUGCUUUAUCUAACAAAGUUGAAGAAGUAUCUAAUUCAAUAAGAAACUCUAAAAGCCUGAAAAGCUCCAAAAUAUAUACAUUAUUGUUAAAAUUAAAGGAUUGUCUUCAAUCAGUAAGAUUGAUUGAGAAUGAGAAAAAAAUGAGAUUAAAUAUUAAGAAUUCAAUAUAUAAUGAAAUUUCCAGAAUUUUAGACAAUAUUUUAGAUAUUUUAAUAAACCAGAUUACUUCAUUUUUGAAAGAGUAUUGCGACUGGGGGCAAUUUGACAAAAUUGUCCAACAAGUCUUAAGCAGAAAAUCAUCAAAUUUUGCUUUGAUUGAUCCUUUAGAUCUUUCUAAACUUGAAAAGAACGAGAAAAUUUCUCACUCUAUUGGGAUUUUGUUAGUGUUAUCCUCAAUUUGUAUUGAAUUAGGAUAUGAGUGUAAAGAAAUACAAGAUUCAGCAGAUCUAGAGACCAGUAAUGGCUAUAGGAAACCAAGGAUAAAUAUUUGCGAAGAAAUAAUAUCCAGGCUAGGUACUGAUAUAGCAAUCAAACUCAAACCCUUAUUUUUUUCAAGAAAUAGUUCUCUAUCAAGUUUAGAAAAGCCAGAGUGGCUUCUUGAAACAUAUUUUUCGAUAUUCAAAUCUCACUAUAGAUAUUUAAAAAACUUAUGGAAUGAUUUAAAUACAAGGUUUAUGAAAAUAAAAAACGAGGAAAAGAAUGAUAUGGAAACACAUUUAAGUAAAUACAUUCCACUUUAUAUAGAAAAAGAAAAGUAUAUUAGUGUGAUUAGUGAAAUUCUUUCAGUUGAUCCCAAGAAAAUUCUUAGUAUUACUCUGAUCUCCAAUCUUCAGAACGCACUAAGAAUUUUUCUUAGAAGAGUUUUAUGUAAAGAUGGUGUGGCUGUAAGGGAUAACAAAGCAGACUGUAUAUUUGAGAAGCUGGUAGAACAAUUAUUAUUAUUUUAUAGACAAUGGAAGGAGUUAGAUGAGGAAACUUCAAUAUUUAUUCUAUUCGACUUAUUAACAAAUUUAAAUAUUAAUAAGUUGCUUAUAUCAAAGAAAAGCUCGAUUGAUGGGUUAUUUGAGGAAGAUAAUAGCAUUCUUCAGAUGGAAGAUCUUUCUAAAACUGCUGUUAGUUGGGCAAAAUCUGCCUUCACCUUGGUUAUGGGAAGCCCUGAUCCUAAAUACCUUGAAAUAUUCAAUAAUCCUUCAACCUUUCCUUCUGAGUGUGGAAUACUAGACUGGUAUUGCAUUCUUAAUCGUAUAUACAUAGCAGGCCAGAGUCUAGGUUACUUAACUGAAUCUCUAAUUUCCAGCUAUAUCGAUAAAUUUAAUAUGAAGAGAACUAUUCAUGAUUUGUAUUUGUCCAUUUGCUCCCAUAGUGGCUCUUCCGAUCAGAAUAUAAUUUUGAAGUGGUUAUCAGAUACCGUAGUUUACAUUUCAGAUGAUUCUUUAUCAAAAAAUGGCCAGAAAUUGAUAAUGCCCAUAAAAUCUUCCUCAAAUGAGAAUCAGAAAAUUGGCCGUCUUAUUUUAGUUUUGGGUUACUCAAUAGAAACAAUUGAACUAUUGAAUGCAUUUUCAGGCAAAAUUUCGUUACUUGUGGAUUCUUGUAAAUCUUUCGAAAAAUGCCAAUACUAUACAAAAAAAGAUCAAUAUAGGAUCCUAAAUUUAAUUCUGGCCAAGUUCCACGAAAUUAGGAUUGAAUUAGAUUCUUAUCCACCAAAGAUCUUCUGUGAAACGUUUUCUACUCCUAUUAUAGAACAAAGCAUUGUUGGGGAGUUCAUUAAUUACAUAAGAGGCGAAUGGAAUAGAGUUGGCCAUAAAAUAGGCCCUAUGAUUCCAAUGGUUUCAAUAUUAUUAGAAUCAGUUGAUAUUGUUUACUUUACUGUACUUAAUUUGGACAAGGAUAAUAAUGCUAAUAGUUGGCUUGAUUCAAAGCCUAAAAGAGAUGAAAGCUUUCAAGAAUCAUUACAGAAUCUAGAAGAAAAACCUAUGGAAAAGCUAGAGUAUAUUUCAAAAAUGUAUGAAGGCCCAUUAUUAAUGUUAAGAGAACUCAAGGAAGAAAUGAUUAAUGAAAUAAAACUGGAGCUUACGGAAGUAAUCAUUAAACCUUUGAUUUAUAGUGAGAUAGUAAUACCUUCACUGGAAGAUUUAUUAAACUCAAACUCUUUUUCAGGUAACGCUAGACUACUUUUCGAUGAUAAUCUUGCAAAAAAAGUCAAUGAACUUAAGUACACAUUUGUACUUUUCAAUCUGUUCCUUUCGGAUUCGAACCUAAUUGAAAUCUCAAAAGCAUUAUCUGUUUAA
Messenger RNA from Cryptosporidium ubiquitum, 2838 nucleotides. RefSeq lists its product as uncharacterized. Lineage: Eukaryota; Apicomplexa; Conoidasida; Eucoccidiorida; Cryptosporidiidae. The record is from RefSeq and is a predicted model, not a curated record. The transcript has a single exon. The coding region runs from base 1 to 2838 and encodes 945 amino acids.